UCCAAUACCAAGCCUGCGUGGGGUUGUUCCUUUUCUCCUCUGUCUCUUUCUCUGUUUCAGCACUAGAAACACAGGAGCAUCCAAAAGAGGCAGCCACCUCACCCUGGGCCUGCACUCUGGUUUUGCAAGUCUUCAAACCCAGUUGGCAUCAUCCCCAACUGACCAUAUCCCAACAAAAACAAAGGGGGCGACAUCAUCUUGCUGGCGGGAAAACAGACCUCCGACGUAACACCGGAAGUUCUCAUACCAUCGAAGAAGAAAAAGUAAACUGCAACAUGGCGACUCCUAUGCACAGGAUAAUAGCCAGGAGGCAAGCAGAGGCAAACAAACAAAAUGUGCGUUGCCAGAAGUGUCUGGAGAUGGGACACUGGACCUACGAGUGCACGGGCAAGCGGAAAUACGUGCAUAGACCAUCGAGGACAGUUGAGAUGAAAAAGAAAAUGAAGGAGAAUGAAAACAAACCCCUGAGCAUUACUGGACCUGGCAAUGAAGGCUCCAGUGAGAAGAAAAUUAAAAAGAAGGCAAAAGACGGGAGCGACAGCAGCAGUGACUCAGACGGCUCGUCAAGUGACUCAUCGUCCGACAGCAGCGACUCCUCCAGCUCCUCUUCGGAUGACAGCGACAGCAGCAGCAGCGACGAUGACGACAGCUCCUCCUCGUCCUCCUCCUCCUCCUCUUCAUCAUCGGCCAGCUCCGACUCGGGGAGCAGUAGUGGUUCAGAUCAAGGACCUCCUAAGAAGAAGAAAAAGAAGAAAUGAAUAAAUAUGUUGGAUGAAGUGGGUUUUCUGGUUGUUUGUAUAUCCAUAAAUAGAUUUUAGUUGUGCACUGUUUUUUCUAGCAAAGGUUGAAAAUACCAGAUUAAUUUGGUUGGCCAAUAAGUCAUGUUAUGCUUUAAAAAUAAACAAAAGAACACGUUAAUGUGAUUUUUCUCACAUGUUUAAGUCCACUAAGGAUAGGAAUUUGAAAUAUUUGAAGAAACUAAUGUGCUUAUUCAUGUUGAAUUUGUGAUUUUGUAUUAAAGAAUAUUUUUAGUCAGA
Gasterosteus aculeatus aculeatus (three-spined stickleback) is the source of this 1037-nucleotide messenger RNA. RefSeq names its product zinc finger, CCHC domain containing 10 (gene zcchc10). The record is from RefSeq and is a predicted model, not a curated record. NCBI's taxonomy places the organism in Eukaryota, Metazoa, Chordata, Actinopteri, Perciformes, Gasterosteidae. Gene Ontology annotation, molecular function: zinc ion binding; nucleic acid binding.